Porites lobata is the source of this 5572-nucleotide messenger RNA. The record is from the annotation of a GenBank genome assembly. NCBI's taxonomy places the organism in Eukaryota, Metazoa, Cnidaria, Anthozoa, Scleractinia, Poritidae.
AUGUUCGCUUUUGUACCGAAAUCUUCUCUGGCGGACGAGAUAACUGAAAUUCGUGUCACGAAUUUAAAACCGCUGCAAAGUAUAACUCUUGAAGCGAAGUUAUUCGGAGAUAAAGGCGAAUUGUUCGAGUCAUACGCUCAUUAUGUUGCUGAUAAAGACGGCAAUGUCGAUGUUGGCCACGACCUGUCCAUAGGUGGAUCUUACAGUGGUGUUGAACCCAUGGGGUUGAUAUGGAGCUUGAAGCAGGCACCAGGGCAAAAAAAAGGAAUCCGACUUUUUAAAAGAGAUGUUACUUUGCCGUUUGAUAUUAUCGUGAACUGUUUUGAUGGUCAUGUAAUUCCACGCGAAACAUCGCUGCAGCCAUUGUCAAGCGGAACAUUUCAAAAGUCGUACAUGGCGGAUGGAGUAAAGAGAGUUCCUGUAAGAGAAGGGAGAAUCCGAGGGACGUUGUUUCUGCCACCGGGUGAUGGACCAUUCCCAGGUAUUUUCAUAAAAGUGGUCUGCUGACAAUAUUUUGUUUUAGACCUUUUUUUUAUUUGAGCAUGGAUUGCAAUCACAGGCAACCCGAGCCCAGAAAUCAUUAACCUGUAUGGUUGUAUGGUAUCAUAUUGCAUAAUUCUUACUAGAGAUACGUGUAUUGCAGAACUUCGUGACGAAGCAUCUGCCAUAUUGCUUGUAGUAUGUUUGCAUGAGGUCUGGGUCAAAGUGACUUAUGAUUGGUCCACGUACUUGUGCUUAUGGUCGUCCUUAUGUUGACCCUGCUUUCACUAGUCAAAGCUACGACAUAAUUAUAAGCAUAAGCACAAGAAGAACGAACUUGUCCAUUUUUCUUGUGCUUAUGCUUAUGGUUAUGCAUGGGCUAGUGAAAACCAGGCUUAAGGAAGCUUCAUAGAUCCUAUCCUGUGUUCACCCCAUUGGGCGAUUCCAGAAAAUAUCCAUACCAUACCACGGACGGCUUUUAGGAUUUCCGAAGGGGAGGGGGGGUUCACGAUUAUGGAAUUCUGAGGGCAUGGGGGGUAUUUACGAUUGGAAAUCCGAAGGCAUGGCGGAAUUCCACAGGUGGGAUUUCUGGAGUAGAAAGUGUAGAGUGAGUUCCUUGAAAACGCUAUUGUUGUGGACUUUUGUAGUUCGUAAAUAAACCACGAACGUAUGACCGCGGAAGCAGAAGACAAGCAUCGAUAGAUCAGACACGUGUUUACGCUCAUAACUUAUAGAAGUGAACAGUAAAACGUGGGUUUUACAUUAACCUUGAUGAAUUUCUUGUCACAUGAAAAAAAAAAACGGAAUAUACAUGUAUCUUAUUGCUUGCAAGUUUCUUGUUACUCCCGUCCGAUGAACAGUAAAAAAACUCGCACCAGUCCCUGGCUUCCAAGGAACGCCUGGCGCGCCUGUCAGAUUAGAACACUUUUCGUGCACACUACAUGACGUAUAAAAGGACGCAACACGCCUCGACGGCAUAUUUGACCACCGAAAGAUUUUAACGGUCUGAAUUUGAGCUAUUUUGCUUUGUAAACGUCAAAACAGCACAAGAAAACAAAGAGGAGUAAAAUUGCCGUUAGUGGUGUUUAUUUUUAUUGCCAAAUUCGGACCUAAAAAGGAGUUUGCACAGCCUGUCUACUAGCGGUAGGUUAGAGUCUGAAAGCUUGUCGCCUGGCGCCGCUAGAUCACAGCCUUGCAUUUGAGGAGGCAUAAAGUCAUGUUCGUUUGUUCAUAUAGGCGUUGCUAAGUUGAAAAUGUACUUCCAAAAAAAUGGAAAUUCUGAAGGGGAGGGGGGGUUCACGAUUAUGGAAUUCUGAGGGCAUGGGGGGGUAACGCAUUUUGGAAUUUCCGAAGGCAAGGGGGGGAUAAAACAUGGAAGCCGUCCGUGGUAGGGUAUGGAUAUUUUCUGGAAUUGCCCAUUUGACCCUCCUACAUGUAUAACCCUGGUCAAAAGGAAAUGGGGGUGAUGGUGGACAACUGCCAGCUAAUAUACAGUUUCAUUUGCUUAAUAAAAGCUAACCCUUAAGUGCAAUAAAUUAUUUGUGAAAUAACAUAACUUUAUUGUUUAUAAAGUGCAUAUUUGUGGUUGCUGUAACCUCUGUCUCUUGUUGACUGCAUUUGCCUUAAUUUACUGUGCCAUUGCUCUCGCUGUAUUUCAUGGCAACGUUUUUGCUCUUGCCCAAUUUCGUUGGUAAAUCUUUCCCAGCAAGGAUUUCCAUCCACUUGUUGAAGCCACCAUUGAUGAGUUUGCUGUUUUCUUUCAUUUGCCUGAGAUAUUGGGUGUUGAUCACUGACCAUAAACAUUGUUAUAUGUACUUGUCGUUGAUGGCAAUCGUUUGCCUGGAAACCCAUAAUGCACUUUGACAUCACUACUCUGGAUGACGUCAAGGCGGACACCAACCAAACUGGAUAGAUUUAUAGCAAAGAGAAAAUCACGCAUACCUUGCAAUCAUAUGCUUUUGGGAUUAUAAACCUUUAAAUCGCAAGGAAAAAUUGGCCAUGAAUUUAAAGGAUUUGUUUGGGAAUACAGGUAAUAGAUUUAAGAAGAUCAAUGCUGGCUUGCGAUUUCCUUUACUCCUGGCCUUUACCCUUUGAGUUAGCUUGGGGGUAAAGAAAAUACCUUAAAUCGCAGUGGAUCGGGAAUACAACCACUCAGCAAGCAAGAACACACCAAUGUAGUACCCUGUUAGCAGAGUUGCUUUAAUCUUUCCUAGAUAAGUCGGGACAGAGGAAGCGACAGCUCUGCCGACAUCGUCAAACUCCUUUGAUUUGCCGAUCAUUCCGCAAUUUGCAAGCCAAUAGGGUAUAGGGCUUGCUCCUGUAUAAAAUUUUAAAGUGAUCAUGCUCGGAAAACCCCAUUUCUAUAUAACCCUCUGAGAGGACAAUUUCUGUCAAAAAUUUCUGGUAAAUUGAUCAUCAUUUUUGUGCUUGUCUUCAAUACUACUGAGAUAACACUUCCCCAGAAAAGGGCUUCUUUUUCCCCCUGUUUUCACAGUGAAUAUUUGAGACUUCCAUGCAGGUAUAAAUAAUGACAGUCCAAACUUAUUUUUCUUCCUUAAGCUUAGAUGGCCCAUCAGAUUCUAUAACAUGACUAAAAUGCUGGAAGAUAUUUUUUGAACCCUUAAUUUGUCACUUUGUCACUUUGCAUCCAUGCUUCACAUAUACUAGUACUCGGUUUUUAAUUAUUAUAAACAUACAUAAAUACAUACGUAUGAUUAGUUUACCGUUCGAUUGAUGCAUACAUGCGUACUUUUAUUUGUUAAAGCAGGUUGAGGAUUAACGCAUUCAUAGGCUGAUGUGGCCCUGCUAUUUAAUUAUUUAGAAACAAAAUAACAUAAUGAAAUAAAAGUAUGUACAAUUGCACCAUCUAAUUUUUUUUAGUUAUUCACUGAUUGCUAAAAUUAUAGGAAUAUUAUAAAAUCGUCACUUUUCUUCGCUAUCAUAACUGGGGUUUUAAAUGAAAAUUCAUCAAAAAUAUAAUUUAUUUAGUAGAAAAUCUACAUAAUAUCUGUUUAACGGUCCUUUUCAGUUGUUUCACUUGAAUUUAAAAAAGGCAAUGUCUAAUCUCCCUUACCUGAAUGAAGCAGAAAAUACAGUUUGUCAAAUGAUCGAACUAAUCAUCAGAAUAACCACUACCUUGCUAAUGAAUUGACAUGUACAGUUGAGAUAAUCCGAAAACAGAAUGUCAUUUCCAGAAAAAAUUGUCAACCAUUGGCAAAGGUUUAAAAUUGUGUCAACCUUUAAAAAUGAAGGAGUACACUUUAAACCCACAAAAACUUUAGAAUCUACACAACUGUAGAUAUGAGAAACCUCUACUAAAGAACAUUUCUAACACAUUGUCACUGUAGUUAAACACAUCUUUUCCUUUAAUUUUUGCAUCUUAUGAAAACACCCUCUUCACCAGAUCGGAGAUGACCCAAUUAAAAAAGUGUAAUAAAGUAUAGAAGUGCAAUGAUAAUUAGACUCCAAAUUCUUUAACCCUAUUUAAAACGUUUUUGAAUGUUACCAACGUGCCCAACGUUUAAUAUCAUAAACAGAUUUUUAAUCAAUUCAUGCAUGAGCUGGCUUACAGAGCCUUUUAUUUAAACAAUUUUCAAGUGCAGAGGCCCAAGCACAGUUCACUGCCAGUAAUAGGGUGCAAAGAAAGUCAGUUUUAAAGCUUGCCCCUUGGGCGAGCUGUAGCUAGCAUGUAUUCCCAAAGUCAUUUUACUUAGUUGAAAGGAGUCUUGAUGAGCAGAAUUGCAUGACUGCAGUUCUUCAGUCAUUUGAAUUCCCCAAAAAAUGUAGCCUGCGAGCAAGCUCUCCUAUUUGGGCAAGCGAAGCGAGCCUUCCAAGAACGCGUGAGCGAGGGGCUGAGGACUCCUUUCCCCUCCCCUCGCGGCUUCGCCGCUCGCACGCGCAUUCUCACGAGACUCAUUUCACUCGCUCAAACAGGAGAGCUUGCUUGCUGGCUACAAAAAACUUCACUUGCCCGCCAGGCAAUUAAGUUGACAACGGAAUUCACUCGCUUGAUAGCAAAACAGGGUUGACGAAUUUUUGAAAGGAAUACAUGAAGCGAAUAGAGUGUCUGAGUCUUGGUCGAAUUUCUACAGUUAUACUUUCCUCAAAAAUAAUAAACUAGGUACUAAGGUUGUUUUUUGUGUGUAUUGAUGCAAGUCCUUUUUUGUUGUACACUGUAGGUGUAAUGGACCUUUUUGGAGCAUUAAAAAAAUCCUGGUAUUUCAUCAGUGUCUAUGUAAUAAGGUUAUUUCUUUUGUGUAUUGAUGAAAGUCUUCUGUUUUACACUGUAGGAGUAAUGGAUCUUCUUGGUGGCACAGGAGGACUGGUUGAAUUCAAGGCCUCCUUGUUAGCUUCUCGUGGAUUCGCCGCCUUAGCACUGGCCUAUUUUGGCUAUGAUGAUCUGCCUUCAUCCUUAAGUCCAUAUGUUGAGUUGGAGUACAUUGAAGAGGCAGCAGAAUGGUUGUACCAACAUUCUAAGGUCAUACCAGGUGGUAUAGCACUUCAUUCUCAUUGCUUGGGAUCGUGGCUUGCUUUGCUUCUUGCAAGUUAUAGGACUGAUCUAGUCAAGGCUGUUGUUGCAAUAGCACCAAUUUGUUGUGCUUUUGGAAAUACCGCAUACAGGUACAAAGGGAAGCUGUCAAACGUGUACAGCUACUCAAAAGAGGCCUUGAAAGUUACAGAUCAGGGAGUGAUGGUCAGAUUUUGUUCUGCAACAUUGAAGGAAACAACCAACCCAUUGGCAGACUUUCCGGCAAUGACUCCUGUGGAAAAUAUUUCAUGUCCUGUUUUGCUAAUUUAUGGCACAGAGGAUUUGAACGUGGAUGCCAAAUUAACUUCAGGGUACAUAUUAGACCAGUUAAAAGCAGCCGGCAAGGAAUCUCUAUGCACUGUAUUGCAAUUGCCAGGUGCUGGCCAUAUAAUUGAUCCACCCCAUUCACCCUUAUUCUAUUCAACCUACAGCAAUCAGUCCAAAAUGUUCAUUGUGUGGGGUGGGCAAGUCAAGCCUCAUGCAAUGGGCCAGGUGAUUUACUGGGACAAAACUUUACAAUUCCUGAAGCAAAAUCUGAUGAGGAACGUUAAGAGCAGUUUGUAG